Oryzias latipes (Japanese medaka) is the source of this 2613-nucleotide messenger RNA. Lineage: Eukaryota; Metazoa; Chordata; Actinopteri; Beloniformes; Adrianichthyidae. The record is from RefSeq and is a predicted model, not a curated record.
AUGUUCGUCCAGGAGGAGAAAAUAUUCGCGGGGAAAGUGUUGAAAAUCCACAUCUGCACCAUGGACGGUGCGGAGUGGCUGGAGGAAGUCACGGAGGACACCACGGUGGAGAAACUGAAGGAGAAGUGCUUGAAACAUUACGUUCAUGGAAGUCUAGAAGACCCCAAAACUCUCACCCACCACAAGCUCAUCCACGCUGCUACAGAGCGAGUCCUAACGGACGCCAAAACCGUCGCUGACGAAAACCUCAAGGACAAAGAGGUCCUGCUGCUCAUAAAGAAAAGGCCGCCGCCGACGCCUCCGAAGACGGCAGAGGUUGGUUCAGAUGAAAAGAAGAAACAGGACACCAAAGCUCCAGACAAAGACGCCAUCCUGAAAGCGACCGCCAGCUUACCCACACGGCACACGGACCGCACCGUCACGCAGCACAACAUCAGAGAUUUUCAAACCGAGCUGAGGAAAAUCCUGGUUUCUCUCAUCGAAGUUGCUCAGAAGCUUCUAGCCUUGAAUCCCGACGCUGUGGAGCUCUUCAAGAAAGCCAACGCGAUGUUGGAUGAAGACGACGAGGACCGCGUGGAUGAAACGGCGCUGCAGCAGCUCGCUGAGAUGGGUUUCCCUGAGAGCAGAGCCAUCAAAGCUCUCCGACUGAACCACAUGUCGGUGACCCAGGCCAUGGAGUGGCUCAUCGAACACGUGGACGACCCCUCUGUGGACGCGCCGCUGCCGGGACAGGAGUCGUCGGGGGCGGCGGUGGUGGCCGCGUCGGGAGCUGCGACCGGGGCUGCAGCGGCCGCCACGCCGGCACUCUCAGCGUCCGCCGCCGCCUGCUGUAACCUCCUUCGCAGCCAGUCCAGCUCAGACGAGAGCAGCAGGCAGGACGAACUCACGGAGAUCUUCAAGAGGAUUCGCAGGAAAAGAGAGUUCAGACCAGAUUCAAGGGCCGUCGUGGCUCUGAUGGAAAUGGGCUUUGGUGAGAAGGAGGUGAUUGAUGCUCUGAGGGUCAACAACAACCAACAGGACGCUGCUUGCGAGUGGCUGCUGGGCGACCGAAAACCUUCUCCUGAAGAUCUGGACAAAGGCAUCGACACCAACAGCCCGCUCUUCCAAGCGAUUCUGGAAAACCCGGUCGUCCAGCUGGGCUUAACCAAUCCCAAAACCCUGCUAGCUUUUGAAGACAUGCUGGAAAACCCACUGAACAGCACCCAGUGGAUGAACGACCCGGAGACCGGUCCGGUCAUGCUCCAGAUAUCCAGAAUCUUCCAGACACUCAACCGCACAUAGAGCCAGCCGCCUGGAAAUAUGCCACGAGGACGUCUUAAAAACGCCAAAAACGCCAUUUUCAUCCGAGUGGGUCUUUAAAGAAGUGAAAAGGAUGAGCUUUUUUUUCUUCUUCUACUAAUUUAAAUGAAUAUUUUUGGUUUAUGUUCAAGAAGUAACAAAUAACAACCAGUGGAGAUUUUUUUUAAACAUGUCAAACCAAAACAAAUGUAUAAUUUGCCUUUUUCAUUGCAUCCACCCACUGGAAAAACUGUGUUUCUGUGCAAUAGGAAGGACUUGUGUAAAGUCAUAUAUCUAAGAAGCGUGUGAACUGAAAUGAGUAGCGUGUUAUAAUACGAUAUUAGCUUUUGCGUUGGCCGCUCCAGCUACCAGACCUCGGAGAACUUUGCCUCUGCUAGAACCAAGAAUUAAACAAAACGAAAACAACGGAAGUGGAGAGUGGCGUGUUUUACCAAGCUUAUGAGUGUUUUUAUUCAAUAUUUAAAGUGUAGUAUUGCUGUGAGUUUCUGCUCAGGGAGGCCCAGAUUGUUGUUGUGGUAAACCCUGCUCAGCUCAUUUGGAACCAAACUGUGUAGAACUUUUCCUCACAGAGAAGAGCGCCACAAGACCUGGUUUCAUAAAUGCAAUAUUUGAAAUAUUUCAAUGUUUUAGAGUGACGUGUCUGUUUAAGCAAUGUCUUAUUACAAUAUUUAUAUUGAAGCCAAACCAGUCACUUGGUCUUAUUUAUAGCAUUUUUAACUCAUCUUGAAGCUGAUCAACCAAUGUGAAGAAAUCAAGGAUUCAAGGUGUUGUUACAAAACAUGGACUGAUGGAUCACGGCGGGAUUUCAGGCGGCGCAGCAGCUUGGAACGAGGCGUGAGCUCCAGACGUGUCUCCAAAAGCCUGUCUGCACUGAAAUACUCUGAAUGAAACAUUUGAACGUUGUGCACGCUGCAGGCCAAUGCAGACGGCUUUCAGAACGGCCGAAACAAUGAGCUGGAUUCCCGGAGGACACUGAAGAUAGAAAUGCUGGAGUCACUGGUUGUUGUCACCCCCCCCCCCCCCCCCCCUUUACUCCGCUGUCAUGCAGGAAUUUCCCACUUCAACAACCUAUGCAAUAUUUACUUACUGUCUGCAAAUGCCUCAUGGCUUCUGGCAUCCAGUUCCAUCUCACAUUAAAUCUGUUUGUUUUUGUUGCUGUAUUUUAUUGAUUCUGUUUCAGGGUAAUUCAGUCAGUAAAAUAUAAGAAAUACCAUCAAGAAAUUAGCCAUCAAGCUUUAAAUUAAAACCUUUUAAUCACUGUAUGAGUUAAUGCAUUUAAAAUAGGGAGACAUUCAAAAAUAAAUACAUCUUCAC